Messenger RNA from Mobula hypostoma (lesser devil ray), 2592 nucleotides. Its product is annotated as zinc finger protein 229-like. Gene Ontology annotation, molecular function: RNA polymerase II cis-regulatory region sequence-specific DNA binding; DNA-binding transcription factor activity, RNA polymerase II-specific. Gene Ontology annotation, biological process: regulation of transcription by RNA polymerase II. The coding region runs from base 316 to 1371 and encodes 351 amino acids. NCBI's taxonomy places the organism in Eukaryota, Metazoa, Chordata, Chondrichthyes, Myliobatiformes, Myliobatidae. The transcript has 3 exons. The record is from RefSeq and is a predicted model, not a curated record.
CGACAAGGAAUUUGUCUCUGGGAAUCUCAAACUCGGCACGCCAGUUUUGCUGCGUCUGUCUAGAUAUCUAAGAAGUGGAGCAAGGGAUUCAGUCAACCAUCCUUCCUGCUCAGACUGUGGGGAGGGAUUCACUCGGCUAUCUCAAUUGAAGGUACAUCAACAAGUUCACACUGGGCAAGGCAAUUCACCUGUUCUGUGUGUGAGAAAGGAUUCAGUUAGUCUUCCCACCUGUGGACACACCAGUCAGUUCACACUGGCCAGAGGCUGGUCAUCUGCUGAAUUUGUGGGGAAGGAUUCACUCGGUCAUCUGACCUAAUGGCUCACCAACGAGGUCACAGUGGGGAGUGGCCGUUCACCUGCUCGGACUGUGGGAAGGGAUUCACUCGGUCAUCUAACCUAAUGGCUCACCAACGAAUUCACACUGGGGAGCGGCCGUUCUCCUGCUCAGACUGUGGGAAGGGAUUCACUAUGUCAUCUCACCUACUGACACACCAACGAGUUCACACUGGGGAGAAGCCGUUCACCUGCUCAGUCUGUGAGAAGAGAUUCACUCAAUCUUCCACCCUACAGAGUCACCAGCGAGUUCACACUGGGGAGAAGCCGUUCACCUGCUCAGAAUGUGGGAAGGGAUUCACACUGUCAUCCCACCUACUGGCACACCAGUCAGUUCACACUGGGGAGAGGCCGUUCACCUGCUCAGACUGUGGGAAGAGAUUCACUCAGACAUCAACCCUACAGAGUCACCAGCGAAUUCACACUGGGGAGAAGCUGUUCACCUGCUCAGAAUGUGGGAAGAGAUUCACUCGAUCAUCUAACCUACUGACACACCAGCGAGUUCACACAGGGGAGAGGCCGUUCACCUGCUCAGACUGUGGGAAGAGAUUCACUCAUUCAUCCACCCUUCAGAAACACCAGCGAGUUCACACUGGAGAGAAGCCAUUCACCUGCUCAGUCUGUGGGAAGAGAUUCACUGAGUCAUCCAACCUACAGAGACAUCAGCAAGUUCACACUGGGGAGAAGCAGUUCACCUGCUCAAAAUGUGGGAAGGGAUUCACUUGGUCAUCCGACCUACAGAGUCAUCAGCGAGAUCACACUGGGAAGAAGCCAUUCACCUGCUCAGAAUGUGGGAAGAGAUUCACUCGAUCAUCCCACCUACUGGUGCACCAGUCAGUUCACACUGGGGAGAGGCCGUUCACCUGCUCGGUCUGUGGGAAGAGAUUCACUCAGUCAUCCACCCUCCAGAGACACCAGCGAGUUCACACUGGGGAGAAGCCGUUCACCUGCUCAGUCUGUGGGAAGGGAUUCACUCAGUCAUCCGACCUACAGAGUCACCAGCGAGUUCACACUGGGGAGAAGCCGUUCACCUGCUAAGAAUGUGGGAAAGGAUUCACUCAGUCAUCGAAACUAGUGGUUAAUAACGACAAGGAAUUUGUCUUCGGGAAUCUUGAACUCAACACGCCAGUUUUGCUGUCUCUGUCCAGAUAUUUAAGAAGUGGAGCAAGGGAUUCACUCGAUCAUCUGACUGACUGGCACGCCCGUCGUUUUACACUGGGGAGAGGCCGUUCACCUGCAUAGAUAGUGGGAAUGGAUUCACUCUGUCAUCUCAACUGAAGGUACAUCAGCAAGUUCACGCUGCACAAGGCCAUUCACCUGUUCAGUGGGUGAGAAGGGAUUCAAUCGGUCUUCUCACCUGUCGACACUCCAGUCAGUUCACACUGGGCAGAGGCUGGUCAUCUGAGUUUGUGGGGAAGGAUUCACUCGGUCAUCUGACCUAAUGGCUCACCAGCGAGUUCACACUGGGGAGUGGACGUUCACCUUCUCAGACUGUGGGAAGGGAUUCACUUGCUCAUGUAAAUUGAAGGUAUAUCAGCAAUUUCACACUGGAGAGAGGCCAUUCAUGUGCUCAGAUUGUGGGAAGGGAUUCACUCGGUCAUCUGAUUUGCAGAUACACCAGCAAGUUCACACCAGGAAGUGGCCAUUCACCUGCUCAGACUUUAGGAACAGUUUCUUUCAGCCAAAUCGACUGAAUGUGCAUCAAUGAGUUCACACUGGGGAGAAAGUUUCAAUAAGCUGCAUGCUGGAUAUUUCUCCAUCACCGUUGCUGAAUGCAAUUUCGAGAGUGACUGUCAGUGCAGAACUCUGCAAUUAUUGCUGCUGCUUACCACACCCAGUUCUGCACUGGGCAUGGGAGGAGUUUCUUCUGCUGCAUAUUCACCUUUAAUGGGACUGGAGUUUAAUAUUCUGCAUCUGUGACAAAUAAAUCAGUUCUAUUUUAAACUCUGUCUCUGACAGGAACAGCAGGGCUCUCACAGCUAAUGGUUUAAAAAGUUCAUCUGUUUGGUGAGGUAAGUGGGUGAGUAGACUUACUUUUCCUGUUUCAUUCCUGUAGAAUUAGAUAGCAUGCCUGCAGGGUUAGUGCUUUGUUUAGGGUGUCAGUGCUCUAUUCAGGGUGUCUGAUAUGGGAAUCCUGGGACACCUCCAGCCUCCCUGAUGGCCACAUCUGCGCCAGGUGCACCGAGAUGCAGCUCCUCAGAGACUCUGUUAGGGAUCUGGAGCUGCAGCUUGAUGACCUACUGCUUAUCAGGCAAAGUG